UGCGUCUCCCAUUAACCAUCUUUACAUAUGUAUUGACCAUUUUCUAUUGACUUGGAUUUUAAACUUUCUGGUCACAUGAUUUACUUUUUAUCAGUUGGUAUAUUUCGUCUAUAUUAGCGUGUUUGUUAAUUGCAUAUUCGUUUGAGUACUAGGCUUCUAGGAAUUCCCUGGCACUUUUGGUGUUUCCUCUGUCUUAGAUUUCCACAUUAUCCCAAUCAAACUGAUGAAUUCAUCCUAACAUACAUGAGAAAUAUCUCUGAAAUAACAGCUGGAAUACUGAAACCGUUUGAUAUAGAUAUAGCACACAAGCCAGUCAAAUCACUUUAUUCGAUAUUGUGCAAACCAAAAGAUCCAACAGAAAAAGGAGAUAAAAUUAAAACCAUUUACAAAAUAAAUAGUGUGAACUGUAACAGGCAUUACAUCGGCCAAAGUGGGUGUCCCCUUCGAAUCAGAAUCCAGGAACACAAAUCAGCCGUGAAAAGACAUGAUAUAAAUUUUUUCACAUCAAUGCAUACAGAAAAUUAUGGACAUCAGUUUGAUUGGGAUAAUGUCGAAAUCUUGGACAGAAGAAACACCAAAAGUGCCAGACAAUUCCUAGAAGCUUGGUAUUCAAAUGAAAAUGCAAUUAACAAACACAUUAAAUAUAGACCAAAUAAACCAACUAAUAAAAAGUAAUAUCCAAGUGUUGGGUUGUAGGGAUUUGAUUGGUUUACAGGAUUUCAUCAUGAUGAAAUCCUGUAAUAAAAAAUAAAUCAGGUGACCAGAAAGUUUAAAAUCCAAGUCAGUAGAAAAUGGUCAAUACAUAUGUAAAGAUGGUUAAUGGGAGACACAAUUCCAUCACUCAUGAGGAAAUUUGAAUCAUUUCACUUUAUGCUAAAUAUUGAGCUGAAGUUGUUGUCCAGAAGGACGACGAAAGAUCCGCAACUAAACCAA
Molecule: messenger RNA, 933 nt
Organism: Trichobilharzia regenti
Lineage: Eukaryota; Metazoa; Platyhelminthes; Trematoda; Strigeidida; Schistosomatidae
Source: the annotation of a GenBank genome assembly